Messenger RNA from Bubalus bubalis (water buffalo), 7725 nucleotides. RefSeq lists its product as uncharacterized. The transcript is spliced from 2 exons. The record is from RefSeq and is a predicted model, not a curated record. Lineage: Eukaryota; Metazoa; Chordata; Mammalia; Artiodactyla; Bovidae. Bases 6438 to 7355 code for a protein of 305 amino acids.
UGUUUAUCAUCUGAGCCACCAGGGAAGCCCCAGACAAACUUCAAAUGCUGUGAAAUUUCAAUUCAUCCUCCUCUUCUGAGUACUCAGAAUUAAGCUGUUGUAGGAGGCUAGGACCUAUUUAUGGAUAUUACACAUAUCCAUACAAUGUAGUCCCAGUAAGCUGAUGGUAUAUAAUAAUCUUAGAUGCCUUUACAUGCGAAUGUAGAAAAACUGAAAAGAGAUUAAUUUGCAGCUGAAGCUGUUAUGCAGCUGUUAUGCUCUUCAGAGUGUGCAUAACAAGCAUGGUGUGUGUAAAGGAAUCUGUCCUCACAUAAGAGGUAGUCAAAAGCAACUGGGGAGGGGAGAGGGACUACUUGGUAGGAAAGGUGCUUGUGUAGUGGCUUCGAAAACCUGAAGUGGAAAUUUUCAUUCUGGAGUUGUUUACUUCAGAGAUCCCCCCUCCCCCACCUCCCUUGCCUUGAUCUUCUCUACCCCAAGAAUCCAUUUACCAUUUGAAAAUAUCUUUUGGUUUAACAGUGUCUGCAGGCUGGCAAUAAAAGCUUUCCAAGAAGCAUCCCUCUUUUAAUGUCAGGAUAAAACUCAGGAGCUGCUUAUUACUUUGGAGGGGGGGGAGGCUUGAAGGGAGAGGCCUUCAAGUAAUUUUGCUAAGAAUGCUGACCAAAGGGUACUUUGGUACUCCUGGACCAGGUUUUCCUCCCAGCAAUCAUUUUAAUCAGCACUUCCCCUGUUUAAUGAGCUUGUAGUGCCAUUACAUAAUCACCCAGCUCACUGGAUUAAUGAUGAAAAGAGGAACUGAUUUUUCCAGUUGCAUCAUUUGAAGUAAAUGUUAACUUUCUUUCUGAGUCCUUAGUUAACCGCAUUAGUGUGACAAAUAUGUCUUUGUCUAGCAUAAGUAAUUAGAAUUUAAUCACUUUAACUGCAUCUUAAUUACCCCAAAUGAAUUGAAAGGACAUUUAAUAGCAAAGAUUAAAUUGCCUUAAUGAACGAUUUUUGUGACUCCAUCAAUACUUGAAUCGCGCUAGCCACUCCUCUCACGCACUUCACCUGCAGUGAGCACAGGAGUCACUAGGUGGCGCGUUUCGCUCAUUUAUUUAUUUAAUUUCCCCAUUGAUCUGUUUUAGAAGACAACAGGAAAGAAAGUGAAAAGAAUAGAGUUUAUUAUGUUCCUUUGAUAACCUCUCUUUGGGACUAUGAGGUCAUCACCAGAUGCAAAAACGAAAGCAGCGAUUUCAGAAACUGUCGAUUCUGAGGACUCUAUGGCGAAUGCAAAGGGAGAUGAGAAACCCACGGAUAACUGGAAGCUUGCAGUGGUUGAGGGAAACUGUAAGUUACCCUCUGGACGACUGCCAACACAUAUACAGAGUUUAAGUCAAUUUAUUAUUUUUUAGUGCAGAGUCCUAAAACAUGAGUAACAGGCAAGCUUUGGAACAGCAAGACAGGAACUGAUGUGAAGCCAAGAAAUAUAAUUGUUGUGCAAGUGCGGAUCAGAACACCAAUGCCAGAAAGUAUGGGAGGUUUGGGCCUUUGGGCCCUCCUCCAGGCUGGGUCCCAGUGGACCAGUCCUACCCACAGAACACAUCUAAUGAGAUGGGUCUUGCCCAUCAAUAAUUGUUUAAGUGAACAAAUGGAUAAGAAGACUUGAGUUCCAUGGCUAGCUCUGUUACUGCCUCACAUUUCCUCUUUCUUCAAAGGAGCAAUAAAAGAUCUCUCUUAUAAGUCUUAAUAAAAAAAAGAAAGAAGUUUCCACAAGUAUCUCUCUUUGAGCAUCCCAGAGGGAAGACACACAUUCUCUACUUUCAAGACCUUUAUAAUGCAGAGACUUUCCAGGUUGGUGUUUAUGACAGGGGAUCAGACAUUUCCACAUUCUUGGUCCACUGAUCUGGUGAACUUGAGCCUGUAAUUGAGGCACAGGGUGGAGGGUAAGGGGGUUCUGGGCUUUGAGCUGAGAAAGUUGAGCACAGGGUCUCAGUGAUUUCCAGCUUUGUUACCACAGUUAAGUAAUUCAACCUCAUUGAACAGAGAAGCCGGAAAAUAAUGGUAACUACCCCAUAAACUAGUGGCUCCUAAACUUUGCCGCACAUUAAAAUCACAUCAGAGCUCUUAAAAAUCACAGUGCCCAGAUCAUGCCUUAAUACUACUAAUGCCCAGAAUAUUUGAGAUUUUAGCCAGGAAUAAUUUUUAAAAAGAUCCCUAAAUAAGUUCAAAGUAUAGCAAGAUUUGGGAGCACUGGUACAGGGAGAAUUAAAUGGUGGCUCAGACGGUAAAGAAUCUGUCUAUAAUGCAGGAGAACUGGGUUUGAUCCCUGGGCUGGGAAGAUCCCCUGGAGAUCCCCAUGGCAACCCCCUCCAGUAUUCUUGCCUGGAGAAUCCCCAUGGACAGAAGAGCCUGGCAGGCUACAGUCCAUGGGGGUCACAAAGAGUCAGACAUGACUGAGCAACUAAGCACAACACAUAUGUGCCCAGUAGAGUUCCUGACCAAUAAUAGGUACACAAUGGACACAAGCUCCUUCCUUAUCAAUUGACUUCCUUAUCACUUGCUAAGACAAAUCUGUGGGUUGAACUUCAGGGUCUUGUUCUGUUCAGCUAUUAUCUUAUCAAAUUAUCUCACCUAAAGGAGAGGAAAAUUUCUGGAAGUUAAUUUGUUUCACCUUUAUGAUCAUGUUACAUCUUUGGGGAGGAACACAAUGUGGAUGUUUCUAUAGCCAGACCCUGUGGUAAAACAAAUUUAUAUGUUUGUAUCAAAAUAAUCAGAUUGUCCUGUGAUUGGCCUGGUCAUCUAAGCCAAUUCUACAAUUUCAGAAUAAAAUUAAGCUUCAUUCAUAUUAGCAUACUUGUGUUAAAAUAAAAAUCUAUGCAAAUCUAUUGAUAGAAGACAGGAAAGUAUGAUUAUGCAUUAAAUUAAUUCACAUUAGAAAUCAGGUUUUUCCUUUUUACUAAACUCUAUAAGGCUGACACUUUUCAGGAAAUGACUUCUCUCAAAGGUGCUUAGCCAUCUUAUUUAAAUACAAACAAAAUGAAAACAGUAUUUAAUUAAUACUUGUUGAAUCCUUUAUCCCAAGUUAUAGGAAAUCUCUACUUUUACUAUUAUGACUUCAAUAAGACCCUCCUUCUGUUGGUAUCUUAGAUUGAGGACCAUUCAAAUUUGCCAAGAGUGUGGAAACUUCUGUUUUUAUGGGGACUGAAAUGAAAUUAGAAAUUUCUCAUCUUGUCCAUCUAAGAUCCUCGGUUGACUUAAAAUAUUAAACUGGUGUUCAACUAUUCCAAUAUAUGAAGUUUACAAAGAGCACUGAGCACUGUUACUUGAAGGGCAAGGCUUCUAACUAUGUAUUUUGAGGAGCAAGACACCCGAGAACCUCCUUUUUAAUUACCCACUUUCACUUGACUUGAGGAUUUUCUUUCUUAUAAGGAAAUAAAGAAUAAAUUUUACCGAUAUACUCUGCAAGAACUCUUUCUUCUGAGAACUUUGGGUAGCAGCAUCUGUUUGAUUAGCUGAAUUUGCCAUGAAUGUGGAAAUGAUGACAUCAAAACAGCUCAUGUAACAACCUCCUUAAAGACCUCAUAGAUUAGAGAUGACUAUAGAUUUUCCCCAGCACGGAUCAAAGGGACUGAAUUGAACGUUUUAGCUUAAUGAUCCAACCCCUGUCACACCCAUAGGGACUCAAAUUCCGAUUGUACAAGCAGGUGUGCAUGUGCACUCAGAUGCACGCAGAAAGCUGCUGGGGAGGGAAGAAAAGAUCAACCACCUGAUUGACAAGGAUAGGUUUGAUCUUUUCCAUUAUUACUUGAUUGUGCUCAUGGAUACUACUGUCAGGGCCUCAUGACUUCUCAUAAACUUUGAAAUAUUAGCUGUUAAUUUUUGUUUCCUCACCACAACUCUUCAAAGCCCUCUUAGCCACUUUUCAAGGGCAAGAGAAACCCAGAGGACAGGACUGACUGGGCCCUGUCCAGGGUCCUGACGCCACACUGGGGCUUCAAGCCUGCCAGGCCUCCAAGCGUUCCUUCACGCACCCCACCAGACAGCAAACAAAGAGCUUCAAGCUCAAAGCCUCAGGGCAGCCUUCCAACUCCGGUCAGUUAGCUGGAAGGUGAAACAACAAAACAAAGGGACCGCUAAUCCACCCUCCCUUCACUACAUCCUGAGCCCCAAUCUCUGAUUUCAGACUGCCAGGGUCACCUUCUCUACUGUGACCCUGAUAUUCUCAACAUGCCAGCAAAAGUAUAAUUUGGAUAUAAAUUCCAAACAUGCUAUCUUGUUUGGAGAGGUUAGAGUUGGGGUAUAAUUUGGGGGAAUGGCGAUUUUGUCUCACCAGUGGGGUCAUACCCAGGAAGUGGGUAGGACCAAGACAGAUCCACUAAGCAUCCUUUCCUCCCUCCACUACACUCUACCAAUCAAAACAGUUAUCCGUUGAAAAUCACUAGGACAGCAGUGUUCUAAAACAAAGCCUCUUUUCUUCGCAUUGGAUUGAGGCACCGAGGUUUACUGGGUGCCUGGCCCUGCGGCCCGCAGGGGGCGCGCGCAGUUUCUGGAGCACAGUAGGAUCCCCUAAGCUACUGGGGGAAGGUGAGUCCAGAUAGAGGGCAUCAGCGAGGGCAGGAGUUUAGCUCCCCACCUGGCACUGAGCGCUGGAAGCUUGAAGAUAAAGAUGCAGCCUGGGAUUUGAGUCGCUCUGCUGCUACAACACAACCUUGCUGUUCUUGGCACAGACUGUCCCAAGUGUCAGGUACAAAACAGCUAUGGCAGGAUUGCGUUUCUAUUGACCCUGAUCGCCCUCUGACUUGGGGCUGCGCCUGCUGGUGGGAGAGCCAACCGCCCUAGGAACAAGCUGCAGGGUUUAUUGUCUCUGGUGGCCGUGCUCAAUGCCCCGACACCAGGUCACCACACAACGACCAGCAGGUCUCCUCUACUCUAGUCAAACUAUCUGCUGUGAUCUUCACCACAUGCACACUUAACUCCAUGCAUUCCCUGCUCUCCUCCCUGGAGUUUGUGCUCCCUAGUGGGGACCGCAAGGGAGAACUAUUAUCACAAGGCCUCUAAGACUCAGACAUGCGCUGGGAGAAAGGUGCACGAAAAGCCGUCUGGUGAUUGGACUCCAGAGUCAGACCUGUUCGGCUGGUGUGUCGGGGUCCCAAACCAACUCCCCGGGAGCAAGGUGAUCAUUGGGCCUGAGUUGGUGAAGGGACUCUGCCUCUGCCUGACAACUGGCUGCCCCCCAGGCCACGCUGGGAGGAGGCUAUAAGAAAGCUUCGGAAGAGGCCCUCCUCCCCGGCAGCCAGCCCCCCUCGCCCCCAGGCUGCGAGGCUGACUCGGUCCGCCGCGCCCCACGGGCCCUUUGUUCGCGCCACAGCCGGCUGGGAGCAGCUGCACUGCCGGAGACCCGCGGCGCAGAGACGCCGGCCCCGGCGUGGGGGGGAACUAGUCCAUUUGGCACUUUCUCCUCCUACUCUUGAGCCCAGGAACCCUUCUGUUCUUGCAUUCCGCAGCCCCAGUCCUGGCUUUUCUCCUGGCCUUCGAGGAUUCGGGAAGUGGGGUUCCCAGGGCCCAGCAUCGCACUCCUUCUGCUUGGCUCCCUUGGUCCAGGGAAAUGAGGGGACAGUUGAAGUGUCACCCGCUGGGAUAAAUAUUAACAAAAAGCAAAUGGACUUGUGCGGGGGCCAGUUAUCAAUCAACCAGACCGCAAGGCCACUUAUGGCAAACAUGGCCCAGGUUGGCCUACGGGAGACUUUUCUCAUGGCCACCUUCUGGCCAGACUGCCACCCCCUCACCCCCACCCCUGCCCUUGUCCAGGUGGCCCUGAGGCAAGUGCCAGCCUGGAAAUAGGAGCAGUCCUGGGUGCUGCAAACCCGUGUGGCUCCCCGGCGUUGCAGUUUGGAGGUUUCUUCACCUCCACCUUCACAGGUUCCUCAAGGCAGGAGUCGGGCACCAGACUCCCGGCCUUGCCCGCUGGUGGGUGUGCACUUGCAGCCACUUAUUGCACUGGCAGCUCCCCUAAUGUGGCCAGAGCCUUCUGGAAUCUUUAAUUGGAAACUAAUCUCCUCGAGUCUUAAUAGGCGACCACGUCAGAGGCGGGCGACCACCCACCCGCACAGCCCAGCCCCCUCUCCCCACCUGGGAGGAGACGCAACGUGAGCCUAGUUGCACUGCACUUAAAUGGGGCAGCAGCAAGUACUACAUUGAGGGAACAUAUAUUGAUUUUUUAAAGGUAGUUAAUUUGGUGAAAAUUUCCUCCUGUCUCUUGUCUUCCACCAGCCGAUGUAAUUUCGUGAAGAGAAAGCUUCUCUCCAAACAGGCUGCCACCUGCCCGGAACCUGGGGUACCAGGAAGGGCACGAAGAAGCGACCCUCCCGCCACCCAGCCAAGGAACCGACCUCGAUGGGCCUUGCCUGGAAUGGGGCAGAAACGAGUGUGAGUGGGGGAGGGGGGCGCGGUGUUGUCUUUGAAUGAACGUAAAGGCGAGCAGAACUGCAAGGGGCACCUUCCUCUGUGCAUCGGACGGAGCUGGGGGAUGGAGGUCGGCGAUGUCCCACAGCUGGGGCCAACAUGCCCUGCAAUCUGUUUUAAGUCACCUGCAGUCAGAACCUACAAGAGAUCAUUUGAACGGCCCAGGAAUCUGCCCCCACCCCCCACGCCCUUUAUUUUCCGUAAAAGAAAUGUUAACAGGACGGCUCGCUGUUAGUUGGUGUCUUAAAAACAAGUCCUGGUUCUUCCUGCAUAAUGGGAUUGAUCCCGGCUGGCUCCGCAAGCACGCUCAUCCCAGCCAGCCCCACCCCUUUAAUGAAGUUAAAGAAAGGAAAAUGGAAGAGACGACUCUCCAUCCGGGUCUUAGGAUGCCGAGUUCGCUGGGGGUUUGGCGCCAAACGCCUGUUCCGCCGAAGUCUCCGAUUUGCCUUCACCACCCCCACCUCACCGAGGAAAAGGCCACGCGCCCCGGCGCAAGGGCUGAGCACGACUCUCUACUGGCUGCUGGGUGCCAGGCAGCGGCCCCUUUGAUAACUCGGGUCCCCGAGAGCCCUGGUGGGUACGCCGCCCGCACCUCCCCAGGCCUGCCCACGCAAGGAGGUCAGAGGACGCUCCUGCAGGACAGAGCGCCAGGGCGGGUUGCCAGGGCUCCGGGGUCGUCUCUGAACCCAACUUCUCAGUCAGUCUUUCUAGGGGGAGAUAGGAGGCCCUGGGGAAAGAGAGUCGUUGAAGUCCUGAAGAAGCGCCUUCACGAGGACUCAGGCGAGGGCGCCAGGCUAAGAUGGGGUGGGGAGCGGCAGCAUGUACCCAAGAGUCAAUCAACUCAGCCCCGGUCUCAUCAAACCGAGUCCACCCUCGGCUCCCCUUGGCUCUACCUCUCCGCUUGUCCUCCGCCCUAGGGGGUGGCUGAAUCUGCUUGAAGUCCCCCGUGUGAUUCAGGCUGGCGUCACUUGUCCCCUCCGCCAGUCGGCCGGCCAGAGCCUUCCCCGUAUCCUUGGCCUAGAGAGGCUGGGGGAGCUGGGAGCUGUGUGUAUGCAGUAUCACCGAGACCUUCCCGCCCAACUCUGAAACACUAGUGCCUCGGGGUUUGGGGCCAGGAGACCUCUGCUCGAAGACUUGUUUUUUUUUUCCUCUCACACUCCCACCCCCUGCAUGGGGAUUCAGACGAAAAUUCAUGCGGAAGAAUAAAACAAAAUGAGAAGUACUAAGCGAAUCGGCAACGAAAGCGGUCUCUGGGCUCAGCUAGAAGCUCCCUUGUUACUUGGCCGC